This is a messenger RNA of Trichoderma virens Gv29-8, 14703 nucleotides long. RefSeq names its product putative non-ribosomal peptide synthetase. NCBI's taxonomy places the organism in Eukaryota, Fungi, Ascomycota, Sordariomycetes, Hypocreales, Hypocreaceae. The record is from RefSeq and is a predicted model, not a curated record. Gene Ontology annotation, cellular component: cytoplasm. Gene Ontology annotation, molecular function: catalytic activity; phosphopantetheine binding. Bases 1 to 14616 code for a protein of 4871 amino acids. The transcript is spliced from 3 exons. Gene Ontology annotation, biological process: amino acid activation for nonribosomal peptide biosynthetic process; secondary metabolite biosynthetic process.
AUGGAGGCGCCCGCUGACUUAUCUGUGCUUAACCCACAUCCAACUCUAUUACCCGGUCCGGACCUACUGCAUCACCUUAUCAGGGAACCGGACGAUUCAAUAGCCCUGGACUAUACCGGCAGGAAUAAGCGCGUAUCAUUAUCCUAUCGUCAGCUCCAUGAUGCUGCAGAUGCCCUAGCAAGCAGGAUAUGUCGUGCAUUUGGUGAAACCAAAGAUCAGUUUGUGGUUCCAGUUCUGGUUCACCAGUCGCCACACUUAUACAUAGCCUUGUUAGCUAUUCUAAAGGCUGGAGGUGCAUUCUGCCCGCUCAAUGUGGAUGCUCCUCCGGACCGAGUCAACUUCAUUUUUAACGAUGUUUCCGCGGCCGUUGUCGUGGCAUCCGCGGAGCUGGCCUCCCGUAUACCUCCACAAAGCGCCGUAAAGGUGCUUUUAGUUGAUGAAGACGAAGAAGAGAAAUCCCUGGAUAUAGAACCCGCCAACUGUCGUGCUCCUAGCACAAAGGAUUUGGCAUAUGUCAUGUAUACAUCUGGAUCAACUGGAGUUCCAAAGGGCGUUGGUAUAUCCCACUCUGCUGUAACACAGGCAUUGCUAGCCCAUAAUCAGCAUGUGCCGACAUUUUCUCGUUUCCUCCAGUUUGCUGCUCCAACAUUUGAUGUCUCCGUGUUCGAGAUCUUCUUUCCGUUGUUUCGUGGAAGCACAUUGAUCAGUGUCGAUCGAAAGGAGAUGCUGAACGAUCUGCCAGAAGUCAUCUCGUCGAUGGGCGUGGAUGCUUGCGAGUUGACACCAACUGUGGCAGCUAGUCUGUUACGGAAAAGAGAAAAUGUUCCGACACUACAGUUGCUGUUGACCAUUGGUGAGAUGCUCAAUGAGCCUGUAAUACGGGAAUUUGGCGGAAGCCAAGAUAGGGAGAGUAUACUGUGGGCCAUGUACGGACCAACAGAAGCCACGAUUCACUGUACCGUACAGGAAGCGUUCUCCUCCACAUCUUCAAUAAAAAACAUUGGCGUGCAGCUACCCACCGUAUCAUGCUUUAUAAUUGAGCCUGCAGAAACUGCAGAGGCGAGUAGAAACGCCAAGAUUCUCCCCAAAGGAGAAAUCGGAGAGCUUGCAGUUGGAGGCUACCAGCUUGCCGAUGGAUAUCUCAACCGACAAGAGCAAACGGCUUCCUCUUUUAUACCUUCGCCCUAUGGCUUAAUCUACCGGACCGGAGACAAAGCACGCAUAAGUAGCGAUGGGACCAUAGAGAUUUAUGGACGCUUAUCCGAGGGCCAAGUAAAGCUUCGAGGUCAGCGGCUUGAGCUGGGGGAAGUUCAGUCUGCUGUAUUAAAAACUCCUGGAUGCCACUUGGCCGUUGGGGCUGUGAUUGACUCCAUCCUGGUUGUAUUCUGUGUUGCGGAUACUGGAGUCACGGAAGACUUGAUCAUGAACCAGUGUCGAAGCUGGCUUCCGCAGUUCAUGAUGCCGGGAGAACUGGUGUUAAUGGAUGAGUUCCCUCGGUUGCCGAGUGGUAAAGUCGAUACCAAAAGGCUGAAAGCGGAAUUCAUUGAGCAAAAAGCUGCUGGAAGAGGCCAGAGCGAUUCCUCGAUUGCCUUGUCCGACACAGAGAAGACCAUCCUGCGUGUCAUAUCGGAUACCCUGGGAGCUGAAGCAAAUUAUGAUAUGACCCUAGCUUCCGCGGGAAUUGAUUCUCUCGUUGCAAUCAAGUUGGCAUCAUCGCUUCGUUCGUCAGGAUUUAGCGUGAGUGUUGCGGAGCUGUUGAGCAUGCAGACAAUAGCACAGCUAUGCUCUGCAGUACGGCCUCUUUCAUCUCUUACUCAUUAUGAAGCUUCAUUAAUUGAUAUCCAUCUGAUGGACAAUUUGGAUUCAAUUGCAGAAAGCAAUGCUGCUCUACAAAAGGACUUGGAGCUUGUCGAGGAUGUGCUACAGUGCAGCCCUCUCCAAGUUGCAAUGCUAUCAGAGACGGUACAGCGUCUGGAAGCUUACUGGAACGAGAUAGAACUUGAGGCAAAUCCUGGAAUUACUGCGACAGAAAUACAAGACGCGUUUCACCUUCUUGCGCGGCAAAGGGAUAUCUUGAGAGCAGGCUUUGUCAAUUGGCAAGGAAGUUUUGUAUCACCAAUAUUCAAAUCACUGCGAUCUGACCAAAUAGAAGUCGUCGAGGAGUUUCACCAACUGGAGCUAUCUGGAGACGAAACGCUGCUUCGGCCGCUUCGAAUACAGAUUCAGCAGGCGAGAUCUGAUGCAGGCCCUCGCCUUUUGAUUAAUAUCCAUCAUGCCAUUUACGAUGGCUGGUCCAUGGAUAUCAUACUAUCAGAUCUAAGUACUGUAUUAUAUGGAAGACCAUUGCCUCCCCGGCCGCAGUUUUCAAAUCUCCUUGCAUAUACCAGCAAUAUCCCGCGAGAUCAAAUGGACAGCGCAAGGGCAUUUUGGGCUGAAUAUCUCGUUGACUGGAAUAAACCAAGUCGUCCAAAGUUGAGUGCUCGGCCAGCUGAAUUUGAUGAAACUUUAGUUGUAAAGACACAACUUGAUAUCCCCGCAGAGGCCGCUCAAGAAGUCUUUACGAACACGAGAUAUGGCGCCCAAGUCUAUUUUCAAGCGGCCCUGGCGAUCAUUUGGGGUAGUAUGGUGGGUACGUCAGAUGUCCUUUUAGGUUCAGUGACAUCUGGCCGAACUAUUCCGGUUGAAGACGUUGAGGAGAUUGUUGGACCAAGUAUUGCGUCGCUUCCUCUACGAGUGGGUAUCGAUAACUCUGCUACGAUGUCUGAUGUCUUGCGGAAUAUCAACGAGAGCAAUCGGAAAAUCAUGGAGCAUUGCCUAUUACCACUGUCAGAAAUUAAGAAGCUCUCAAGUCUACAGGUGACCGAAAGCCUAUAUGACGUACUAUUCGUUUACCAAGAAUCCUUGUAUACGAAGAAUCGUAAGGAGGCGGCUAUUAGAGAAACUCGGCACUUGGAUCACCUGGAAACAAAACUAUUGUUGGAGGUGGAGCCGAAUGAUGCCGGAUUCUCGAUGCAGGCUACGUAUCACACGGAAUGGUUUCCGUCAGAAAUGGUCGAGAUAUUGGUUGAGCAAGUUAAGGCAGCUUUUCAGCACAUCAUUCAGUAUCCUGAUGGGUUAAUUCGGACGGCAAAAGAUGCCAUUGCAACCGAGGCAUCUGUUGCAAACACAAAUCCUGAGAAACUACAAGACGAAGUCGACCUCGCUACUUUAUUCGAGGCUGCGGCUGCAAAAACCCCAGAUGCGGAUGCCAUUUGUUUUAGUAAAUUGCUCUCAGAAGUCCCUAUAAUUGCGGAUACGAUGUCAUACGAAUCCCUAAAUCACCUCUCCAACCGGAUUGCUCGUUUCUUGCUUGAGCAAGGGGCCGAACCUGGUCAGGUUAUUGCAAUCGUCAUGCAAAAGUCACCCCUUCUCUACGCCUCAAUUCUUGGAAUCGUCAAGGCUAGAUGCGCAUACUUGCCUCUUCUUCCAUCCACACCAAUCGAAAGGGUGGAAGAUAUCUUUAAAUCAGGAAGCAUUGAACGUUGUGUGGUAGAUAAGGACUCUAUACAAUCGUUUCAAGGUGUCACUGAUGUACAGUUCUUGGAUGUCGAAUCGGCUUCGUUAGAUGGCUUUGCAAACAAUAACCUGGACAUACCAAUGGACAUGUCGAGGCUGGCCUAUGUGAUUUACACCUCAGGGACUACAGGAGUACCAAAAGGUGUCGCUGUGAGCCAGAAGAAUAUUGUCAACAACGUUACAUACCUUGCAUCUGUAUAUCCCAGCGCUCAGAGAAAUCCUGCUCGGCUAUUACAAGCUUGUUCGCAGGCAUUUGACGUAUCUGUCUUUGAGAUUUUCUUUGCUUGGCACGCUGGCAUGUGCCUUUGUGCCGCUGCCAAUGAUGACUUGUUCGAAGACCUAGAGCAUUCGAUUCGCCAGUUCCAGAUCACACAUCUUAGUUUGACACCUACAGUGGCAUCCUUGAUUGACCCCAAGAAUGUGCCCAACGUUGAGUUUCUGGUUACGGCAGGAGAACCCAUGACUCUAUCGGUUCUUGAUACUUGGGGAGAAUUACUGUGGCAAGGAUAUGGGCCAUCAGAGACGACGAAUAUUUGCAGCGUCAAGAGAAUGAAGCCGGGCGAGUAUAUCGAGCACCUUGGCUGGUGCUUCUCUAAUACAUCAAUUUUCGUGCUUUCUCCGGACGGCCUUUCAACUGUUCCGAUCGGUUGGAUAGGCGAAUUCUGCUUUGGGGGAGAGCAGGUCGCCGAUGGCUAUCUCAAUAUGCCCGACUUGACGGCGGAAAAGUUUAUCAAUCACCCGGAUUAUGGCCUCAUUUAUCGUUCUGGUGAUAUGGGCAGGAUGCUUCCAGACAAGUCGCUUCUUAUUCUCGGUCGUAUCGACGAUCAACUUAAGCUCAAAGGCCAACGAAUUGAAGCUGGCGAAGUCAACAGCGUGAUAACUUCGGAUCCCUCAAUACAUGCUGCAGUAACCACGUUGGUUAGACGAGAAAGCGGCGCGACUAAUCAGCUUGCUUCAUUCUAUACGUUUUCCCAGGGAGCAGUCGACGAAGUGUUACAGACAUUAGAUCCCGAUGCCGAAUCUCAUCGUUCUUUAUAUGCCACCCUGAUAUCAAAGUUACCGUCAUACAUGGUGCCUUCCUAUCUGAUACCAGUCUCUCGAAUACCCCUUACAUCUAGCGGCAAAGUUGACCGGCGGAAACUACAGUCUUGUUUUGAGGCGCUGUCUCAGGAAUAUCUUGAAAGUGUGUCCAGUACUGUAACGAUGCAAGACGAUGCUGAGUGGAGCAAGGCGGAAAUAAUGAUAGCGGAGGCCAUUGCACGGUCUUUAAAUGUGUCCCGAUCUGACAUUGGUCGUUGGACGCCAUUUGCAACCAUCGGCUUGGACUCUAUAUCUGCGAUUGGUGUUUCUCGCAACCUCAAUUCUCAACUGGGGUAUCGGGUUCCUAUUUCGGCGAUUUUGCAGCACUCUUCUGUCGCACAACUUGCGCGCUUUCUCCAAGAGCGUUCGGAGAGAGAUGGCCCAGUAAAAGAUGUUGUCUUCUUUUCUGACUCCUUCAUUCACGGGGUCCACGAAACUUUUGAACAAGCGCCGUAUUCUAUCACUGGGAUCUUGCCGUGCUCUCCCCUGCAAGAAGCAAUGUUGUCACAGGGCAGCUAUUAUAACAGAAUUCUUCUGCGCCUUCAUCGUCCUGUUGACGAGAUGAAAGGCUACUGGGAUGAGAUGACGAGGCGGCAUAGUAUUCUCAGAACCUGCUUUAUCACUACUGAUAGUGUUCAAUUUCCAAUUGCGCAAGUAGUUCUGGAUAAUUGGACGAUUCAGUGGAAGGAGUUUGCCGUUACUACAGCUUCUCUCGAUGAAGCUGCCCACCAACAUGUAAUCUGUCUAUCUGACCCCCUGGAUACAAAAGUACCACCUCUAUCGUUUGCCAUUAUACAACAAGAAGACUCGAUAUUCUUAUCUUUUAUAUGCCACCAUGCCCUAUAUGAUGGAGUAGCGAUGGAGAAUCUCUGGAGAGAAGUUGAAGCGCUGGCACAUGGCGAAGCGUUACCCCCGCCUGUCUCUUACACACCUUUUCUACAAGCGGCACUCAGUUUACCUGAUGAUGUUGAGAAAUUCUGGAGCAAUCAUUUCCGAGGGUAUGAUCCUUUAAAUCUAUUCAUGCAGCCUUCGGGAAGCCAGAUUGUUCAAUGCGCACAUCGGGAAACCCUAGAUGUAUCAUAUGGUGAGAUCAAAACCCGACUGAGAUCCCUUGGAGUAUCUUUACUCUCCAUAUGUCAGGCAGCAUGGGCAACUACUCUUUCAGUUUGUUCAACUUCAACUGACGUCUGUUUUGGACUCGUUAUGAAUGGUCGCACAUUGGACAUUGAAGGUCUCGAUAGAUUGGUUGCCCCUUGCUUCAACACGAUUCCUGUGAGAAAAGAUGUUUCCACCUCUUCUCGUAACAUUGAUCUUGCCAAGUCGUUUCAGCGCCUUAAUUCUGAUGUUCAAAGCUAUCAAUUCUCGCCUCUAAGAUUGAUCCAGAAACUCGGCACAAAAGAGGGCCGCAGGCUUUUUGAUACGUUGCUGUUGCUUCAGAGCCCCUUGCAAGACAUGGAUUCUGGAAUAUGGACACUUGAAGCAGAUGAUGGAGAAAUGGAUAUUCCAGUUGUCUGCGAAGUUAUUCCGCAUUCUAGCUUGAACGCCAUUGCCAUCAAUAUGCAUUAUGACAAGAGUGCUCUUAGUGAGGAUAUCGCAUUAGCGCUUGCUGAGAUUUUCAAAAGCUUCUUCCAAACUAUCCUGGACCAUCCUUCGUCCGCUCUACCUGACAGAAGCCAUCUUCAACCUGCUCAAUUAUCCGUUCUAAAUACUGUUACCGCGAAAAAGAAUACACUCGCAGCAUCAGAGAAACCUCAGAUUAGCGACGCGGAAUGGACGGAGCCUGAGAAAAAGAUUCGCCAAGUCCUUUCGAGUCUCUCGGGAACAUCAAUCCAGAAGAUCCAUCCUGAAACAAGCAUAUUCCAGCUGGGGUUAGACAGUAUCAACGCAGUUCAGGUGGCUGCCAUGCUUCGACGAGAAGGAUUUGUGGUGUCUGCCUCCGAUGUCAUUGAGUGCCAAAAUUGUACCAGAUUGGCACAGAGGAUAUCACAGACAUCCGAGGAUAGCGAGACAACACCUGGAUAUAACUUUGAAAAAUUCUCCAAGGAGAUAUCGGCUCAGAUCGCAGAUAAGGCACUUGAUGCUACAGACAUAGAGGCAGUCCUUCCAAGCACCCCGCUUCAGUGUGCAAUGCUGGUGUCGUUCAUCCAGUCUCAAGGCCAGAAUUACCUCAAUCUUUUAUCAUAUGCAGUUGAUAAUAUCGUCUUAAAGGAUGACUUGAUUGCGGCUUGGAAGGCUCUCCAAGUCCAUCAUCCUAUGCUUCGGACGGGAUUCGCUGCAGUCCAGCAUCAGUAUAGCUCGUUCGCCAUGUUGAGAUACUCAUCUUCAUCAGAUUCUACUGAGUCAUUCAAGCAUAUAUUCCAUAUGGAAUCACAAGAUGACUUGCAAGAGUGGAAGGAAAAGGAAGCAGCGACAAUACUAAAUAAUCUCCAUAUUCCACCCUGGAGGGUUUCUCUGGCCGAUAUUAAUGGUGGAAUCAUGAUGAACAUUCUUAUUCAUCAUGCUCUCUAUGAUGCGCGUUCACUCGACCAGAUGAUGGGUGACCUAUCUACACUUUUGAGUGGCCAAGAUAUCGCUCACAUCCGACCUAUUGAGCCCGCACUGAAUGAAAUCCUAUCUAGAAGCCUCAGUGACCGAAGUACGGCGCAAGAGUUCUGGACGGAGAAGGCGGAAAUGGCAGUGGUGAACACUUUUCCGGUCAUGACACCCCUCCGAGAGGAUGAGAGAACUAUGCUUUCGUUUGAAAUCAGAUCCUCAGCGACACUUUCAUCCCUGCAAAUGGCGACCAUGAAACAAGGUGUUUCCAUCCAGGCCAUCAUCCAGGCUGCAUGGACAAGAAUUCUGUCUUCGUAUUUGGGAGAAGAAUCUGUCGUGUUUGGCGUGAUUCUAUCUGGCCGCUCUAUGGACGAGACAAAAGAUGCGCCGUUUCCUUGUAUGAAUACCAUUCCCGUUAUUGCAGUGAAUCAGCCAUCAAAUACCGAGUUGACUCGAUAUAUGAUGGAAUAUAACGCCGACGCACAUAGGCAUCAGCACACUCCUCUAACGCAGAUACAAAAAUGGCUGGGUCAUCCUGCGACACCUGUGUUUGAUACACUUCUAGUUUAUCAGAAAUUGGAGACAGAGUCUAAUAUCACAAAGCGCUGGAGGCUCGUGAAUGAUGAUGCAACUGUCGACUAUCCAGUAUCGCUUGAGGUUAAGCCAAUGGAUAAUGGUGAAAUCCAGCUCUGUAUCACAUUUUUCAGUGAUAUACUGCCAAUAGAGCAAGCAGAGUUGCUAGUCAGACAAUUUGACGCAAUGAUGAUUCACAUUGCUACUGAGCCUGAUGGCGACGAGGAUGGCAUCUAUCAAUCGAAGCCUGAUCUUUUUGCGAUAACACCUCCCUUUUCACCAGAGCUACAUGCACCUGUACAAUUCUUACAUCAUUUCGUGGAACAAAGGGCGGUGUCUCAUCCGAAUGACACUGCUCUAGAGUUUGUUGGCAAAUUCGAAGGAUCCCGUCCGGUGAAGCAGGUGUGGACGUACGCUGAAUUCGACGCGAUGGGUGAUAAGUUGGCCAACUUGCUGAGCGACGUUGCUGCCAUAGGGAGUAUCGUCGCGAUUCACUUUGACAAGUGUCCAGAGGCGUAUAUCUCUAUUCUUGGAAUUCUCAAGGCUGGAUGUGCCUUUGUAGCGCUUGACCCAAGCGCGCCCAAAGACAGAAAGGAGUUUAUUCUCAAAGACUCCUUGGCGCCUUGUUUGCUGACGACGUCUGAAGGAAACAUUGACUUUGAUACGGAUGUGAAGGUUAUUCGUAUUGACCUUGAGUCUGUGAAAUUGUUAUCUUCCGAGAAACGUAACCUGGGUGCUAAUUUUACACCUGAUGCGACGUGUUAUUGUCUGUAUACAUCCGGCACGACAGGAACACCAAAGGGAUGUGAAAUCACACACGACAAUUGUGUGCAGGCUAUGAUGGCCUUUCAAGAGCUGUUCAAAGGGCAUUGGAGCGACGACUCUAGAUGGCUGCAGUUUGCAGCUCUUCAUUUCGACGUCUCAGUGUUGGAGCAAUAUUGGAGUUGGUCGGUUGGCAUCACGGUUGUUGCGGCUCCAAGAGAUCUCAUUCUCGAUGACUUGAUUGCAUCCAUCAACAACCUUGAAAUUACACACAUUGAUCUGACACCGAGUUUGGCUCGUCUUACUCAUCCAGACGAGGUGCCGGGUUUAUGUAAAGGUGUGUUUAUUACUGGUGGUGAACAGCUCAAGCAAGAAAUCUUGGAUGCCUGGGGACCGAAAGCUGUUAUAUACAAUGCCUACGGCCCGACAGAGGCGACGAUUGGUGUGACCAUGUACCAAAGAGUGCCCAUUAAUGGAAGACCGAGCAAUAUUGGAAAACAGUUUCUCAACGUGGGAUCCUACGUUUUCCGCAAUGGAACCGAGAUCCCAGUGCUGCGAGGUGCUGUUGGAGAACUCUGCGUUUCUGGAAGAUUGGUUGGCAAAGGAUACCUCAAUCGCGAGGAACUUACUAAAGAGAGAUUUCCGACGCUUUCAGAAUUCGGAGAAAAGAUCUAUCGAACCGGCGAUCUUGUUCGUAUUCUUCAUGAUGGCUGCUUUGACUUUCUCGGUCGUGCGGAUGAUCAAGUUAAGCUUCGUGGACAGCGUUUGGAGAUUGGCGAGAUUAACCAUGUCAUUCGUACGGGUGCCUCAGAGAUUAAAGAUGUCGCGACAAUUGUCAUCAAGCAUGCAUCUAGUGGCAAAGAUGUUCUAGUCUCGUUCCUGGUCGGCCAGCAGCGGUCUAAAGCUGUGUUGGCUCCGUUGGUGGACGAGACGAAUCUAGGUGCGAAGGCUAAAGAAGCAUGUAGAGCUAAGCUUCCUGGCUACAUGAUUCCCACGUAUUUCUUGGUACUUCCGUUCAUCCCGUUAUCGCCAAAUAACAAGGUUGAGGCGAAGGAACUGAAGAAGCUGUUCAAUGGCUUGUCGCACGAGCAAUUAAUGGAUCUGACAGCACCAAAGGCCCCCCUUCGAUCUGUCAACGGCGAAACUGGGUAUAAAGUAAUCCAGGUUCUGUCCGAUUUUACGUGUGUUAGCUCAGACAACAUCGAUGGAGAAACAAGCAUCUUUGAUCUUGGAGUGGAUUCCAUCAGCGCUUUACAAUUGUCUACUCUGUUCAAAGAUCGAGGUUUUGUGGCAUGCUCGCCUGCUAUCAUACUACGAAACCCAAUUAUUGCAGACCUUACCACAACGCUAUUCGAAAAGCUCUCUUCAUCUCUAAAAGACAGCCGCGUGAAAGAAUCACAGCAAAUGAUACAAGCAUAUCAUCAUCGAUACCGCGCACUUGCCUGCAGUAUCCUAAAUCUUCGAGGAGAAGAUAUAGAAUAUAUUGCGCCAUGCUCAGCACUUCAACAAGGAAUUAUCUCAAAGUCAGUUACAGAUGAGAUUCGAGGUACAUACUUCAACUCAUUUGUGCUGAAAUUGAAUGGCGAUGCUGCAGAGGAGCGAAUGAAGGCUGCUUGGAGUGAACUUAUUGUCUCCGAGUCUAUCUUGCGAACAAAGUUCGUCAACACUACAGAGGGUUACAUUCAAGUCGCAUUGAAGAACCAGGACUUGCGCUGGAUAGAUUCAACUGUGCAAAACGAGGUGGAUGCGAAAGCUUUCUUGGAUAACCGGUGGCAGGAAUGGGUUCAGCAAAACAGUGAACAUAUCACAGCGCCAAUUGAGGUGAUCUUCAUAAAGGGACCUGACUUCAAGAAACUAGUUAUUCAUGUUUUCCAUGCGAUAUACGAUGGAAAUAGUUUCGACCUGAUGCUUCAAAAACUGAAAUCUAUCUAUGAAGGGAACCCUAUGGCGUCAUCUCCAACAUUUAUAGAGGCGUUAUCUCAUGGCCCAUUAUGGCGACACGACGACUGCCGCGGGUUUUGGGAAAACCACCUCCAAGGCUGGAAAAGUUCAACUCUUCAGCUUUCUUCUCCACACAACCCUGCUGCCUCACAAACUCGAGUUAUUAGUGGAGCUAUAUUGGAGGAUGCGCGAAAGAAGCACAAAGUUACUUUACAGCCAGUCAUUUUGGCAUUGUGGACAUCCGUGCUUCAGAAAUACUAUCCCGAAGGGCUAACACUUGGCCUGAUUGUGUCUGGAAGGUCGAUAGAUCUUCCUGGUGUCGAAAACACAAUAGGCCCUCUCUUCAAUACCGUGCCCUUCUUCAACAAGGCACUGAGUGGCCAAACCUGGGCGUCACUUAUUCUCAGAUGCAGCGAAUUCAGCACAAGCAUACUGCCAUUCCAACACGUUCCACUGAAAAGCAUCCAGAAGUGGUGCGUGGGUGGCCGACAGUUAUUCGAUAAUCUGUUUGUGUUUGAAGUGGAGCAACAGGCCGCAAAAGACGAACUGACUCUUUGGGAAAUAGAGGACGGGCCUUUGAAUCCAGAUUAUCCGUUGGCAUUGGAAGCAAAGAGGUUAUUAAAUGGCGAUGUUCAACUUACUCUGGUUGCACAGCGAAAUGUAGCAGAUGCGCCAAAGCUACAAGAAAUAUUGGAUGAACUAGAUGAAAAUAUCAGGCUUCUGGUUGCUGAUGUGCCGUUUCCGAGAUCUAUUGAAGAGGAUGAAAUACCACUUUCAGUCAAGCAAAACGGAUUCAAGUCAGGAGAUCACGAGACUGACGACGAAGUAUUUGAGUGGACUGAUCAGGCUCUUGGUAUAAGGGAUGCGAUCGCAUCGCUUUCUGGCCUAGAUGAUGCUGAAAUUUCGGCUGCAAAGACAAUUCUCGAGCUUGGCUUGGAUAGUAUCGAUGUCAUUCAGCUCUCUGCUAGGCUCAAGCAACGGGGCAUUUUAUUGCCGGCUUCUCAGAUUAUGCGCCAACAGACAAUUGCAAAGAUGGCGACAUCUAUCCAGACGCAGCAAUCUGACGAACUAUCCAACGGCAAUACAGACUGGAGCUUCGAGGAACUUGAGCAUAAACUCUGGUCAUAUGCUAACAAAGUCGGGUUGAGUGCAAGCGAUAUAGAGGCCGUGUUGCCACCAACACCUCUUCAAGAAUCUAUGGCUGCUGGGAUGAUACACUCUGACUUUGAGUGGUAUUUUAAUCACGACCUUCUUGAGAUUUCGGCAGGAAUCGAUGUUGAGAAACUCCGAAAAGCAUUCCUUGUGGUUAUUGACCGGUCGCCGAUUCUUCGAACGGGGUUUCUCGAAGUUGAUGAUUUGCAGCUAGAGAUGGCAUACUGCCAGGUUGUGCGGAAACACUGGAACCACGCGAUUGAAAGUGUCGAGGUGCAAGACUUGACCGAGAUGGGCGAUCUUGUUGAAGAUGCAAAACGAAUCGCGAAAGAAAGCAGCGGAGCUGAUGCUCUGUUUCAGCUGAAAUUCGUGAUGUGUAAAGAAAAGACGUUUAUUCUUGUUUCGAUCGCGCAUGCUUUGUAUGAUGGGUGGUCCCUGAGUCUUCUUUAUCGAGAUCUGGAGACAGCGUAUUAUGGAGACUUGCAACCGAGGAUGUCUGCGAAGCCUUUUCUUCAAAAGAUACUUGCAUCAGCCACUGAUGAUGCUAGUCGAUUCUGGGCUGGUUAUCUGGACGGUGUUGCACCAUCUAUUCUCCCAGCAUCAUCCGAUGAUAGAAUGACGAACACCCUACAUCGGAAAGAAUAUUCUGCAAGCAAGCGUAUGUCCGAAAUAUCCUCUUUCUGCAAGAAACAGGGCAUCAGUCUUCAAGUCUUGUGUCAAGCUUGCUGGGCUCUUGUGCUCGCUCAUCGGAUCAAGGCCCUGGAUGUGACAUUCGGUGUCGUAAUGUCAGGUCGCGAUUUCGAAGGAGCCGAAGACUUGAUGUUUGCUACAAUCAAUACAGUGGCACUUAGGUGUAUUCUGCAUGGAAGCUCGGUAUCGUUCUUACGAUACCUUGAGGCGAGCAUGGCGGACAUCCGGGAAUAUCAAUCGUAUCCUCUGAGAAAAAUCCAAAACGCGGUGCAGCUAUCGAGCAGCGAAUUGUUUAAUACGCUAUUUAUGCUCCAAAAAUUCCCGUAUAACUCAUCUGUGAAUCCAUUGCUGAAAUCCGUUGAUGGCGCUUCGGCAGUUGACUAUCCUGUGAGCGUCGAAGCCGAGGCUGUCGGCGAUGAUCUUGUUUGGAGAGUCGCCUGUCAGUGGCAAUUCAUUUCCGAGGAUGGGGCUGAAAAGUUGUUGGAAGAUUUAAACCGGGUUCUGGAGUUUUUAACAAACUCAGAAGAGGUCGAGAUACUCUCUUUCCAAGAAAAUGGAGUUUCGAUUGGUGGACUGCCGCAUAUCUCGCUCACUGAGGAUGUUGCUCUGCCUGAUGGUGGCGAAGAACAAAGUCUGGCUAUUGAAGACGAAGAAGAUGAAAUUGAUGAGACUGCACUGAUAAUUCGGAGAAUUCUCAGCCAUGUGUCAUAUAUUCCAGAGGAAUCUAUCAGACCCCAGAGCAAUCUCUAUCACCUUGGCCUCGACUCUAUCAGCGCAAUCAAGCUGACCUCUCUCUUGCGCAAGGAGGGCAUCUAUCUAAAUCCAAGAGAUUUCAUCAGAGCGACAAGUAUUCGCCAAAUGGCACAGCUCACGACUCCUCUCCAAACAAACGGCAGCACCGUUCACCCCAGAGAGACGGCGUGGGCUCCCGAAGGAGAUGUCGACGUCGAAAAGCUUUUUGCCAGUGCACAUAUUUCCAAAGAAGAUGUCGAGGUGAUUCUUCCAGCGCUGCCUAUGCAAGUUUAUAUGGUCAGUGCGUGGCAGAAUGCAGAGGGUCAUGUUUUCUACCCGGAGUUUCGGUAUCUAGUUGAGGGAAAUGUCAGCGUUGAAGAUGUCUAUUCAGCUUGGCGGUCUCUUGUCGUUCAGACUCCCAUUCUGCGCACUGUCUUCAUUGCAACGGAUGAUCCUCAACAGCCUUUCUUACAGAUCAUUCUCAAGGCAAAUUCCCUACCCAGUGAUAAUUCCGCUGUCAAGCCAAUGGUGAGACUCGAGGCUGCGAGAAGAGAAGACAACAAAAUAGCCAUUAGGUUGAAGAUUCACCACGCACUCUACGAUGGAGUUAGCAUCCCGAUAAUACUGAAUCGUCUGUCAGAGCUCCUCAACGGGAGAACCCUGAUGGUUGAGCAAGGCAUUGAAGAAUGGUCAAGGUAUGCCAUUCAACCGCCACUUGAAGAUUCUCGACAGUCUCGUAGAGCCUUUUGGAUAUCAUAUCUUCAGGGCUGCUCCUCUGAUGGAGACUCUUCCGCUCUUGUCAUGGCUGGGAAGCACCGAGUGUCUCAUUUGCGGAAGUCUGCGGUAUCAGAUAUCGCGUACCUUCAAACGUCGGCCAAAGAAAAGGGCAUCAGCCUGCAGGCACUCUUCUUCGCAGCCUAUGCCAAAAUACUUGCAACAGGAAGUAGUGGAGUUGCAAACGUUGACGGAAAGAAAACUGUGGUGUUCGGAAUUUAUCUUGCCAAUCGAGCUGAUGAAGCUCUGCCCCUGGCAUUCCCGGCGCUCAAUCUUGUUCCACUGAGAGUUCACUUGGCAUCCAGCGAUAACAUUCUCGAAGUUGCCAGCAUGAUACAGGAUGAUAUUCAUCUUAUUGCCGCCGAUGGCCAUGCUGAUGUAGGCCUAUGGGAAGUUGCAGCUUGGACUGGGGUCACAAUUACAUCGUUUGUCAAUUUUCUGAGCCUUCCUGAUACUCCCUCCGAAGCACCAAACGACAUUUCGAACAAUAUCGAACUGAUCCCUGUGCAAAGCGAUGAGCAUGUCGCUCAAGACGCUUUUACGAAUGGCGACAAAGAAAAAGAAGAAGCAGUAUCUCACCUUUGCCUAAUAAAGAAUCCCGUGAGAGAUGCAUUCCCGGCCGCCAUAGACAUUGAAGCCUCGAUAAAAGGAAAAGGCCUAGACAUUGGAAUAUUUGGAUCCCAAAAACGACUAUCUGACGAAGGCGCAAUUCAUUUGAUUGAAGAGAUUGUCUCAUAUUUGGAGGAAUUGGAUGACAAAGACGGCGCAGAAAUGGCGGCAUGGGCUUCGACUUGGUUGACUGGGAACAGCAAAAAGAACUGUUGAUUUCCGACUAUACUCCUAGGUGAAGGCGUUGCAAGACAUUUAUACACACGUGUAUAUGGAUAGAGUACAAUAGAUGAUUGGGUCAUG